AGGGGAAGAGCCUCCUAUAAAUCAGCCCACACUAGACAGUCCUGCCAGCAGAGCUACAGAUCAACUGUGGAGACAACCUCAUUGCCACCAUGAACUUCUCCGGCAAGUACCAAGUGCAAAGCCAGGAAAACUUUGAGGCAUUCAUGAAGGCAAUUGGUCUGCCUGACGACCUCAUCCAGAAGGGCAAGGACAUCAAGGGAGUGUCGGAAAUUGUGCAGAACGGGAAGCACUUCAAGCUCACCAUCACCACUGGGUCCAAAGUUAUCCAAAACGAGUUCACCAUCGGGGAGGAAUGUGAGCUGGAGAUCAUGACUGGGGAGAAGGUCAAGGCAGUGGUUCAGAUGGAAGGUGACAAUAAACUGGUGACAAGUUUCAAAGGCAUCAAGUCCAUCACCGAACUCAACGGAGACACAAUCACCAAUACCAUGACAUUGGGUAACAUUGUCUUCAAGAGAGUCAGCAAGAGAAUUUAGACAAGUCGGCAUUGCAUAUACUUUUACUGUGUAAAAUUAAUGCAAUAAAGUAAACUAUGUUUUUCAAAAAA
Molecule: messenger RNA, 544 nt
Organism: Rhinolophus ferrumequinum (greater horseshoe bat)
Lineage: Eukaryota; Metazoa; Chordata; Mammalia; Chiroptera; Rhinolophidae
Gene: FABP1
Product: fatty acid binding protein 1
Exons: 4
Coding region: 90-473 (127 amino acids)
Biological process (GO): fatty acid transport
Cellular component (GO): nucleus; cytosol
Molecular function (GO): fatty acid binding
Source: RefSeq, a predicted model, not a curated record